UCUUCACCCCUAGAUUGUUGUAGCCAAAACAUUUUCGAGUUUUUUCACAAACUUCCAGGGUUUUAAAAGUUAUUGAAAAUAGAUACUGUGCUUUUCGUAUGUGUACAUUGCUUUAAAGUUAUAGUAAAAUUGGAUCAACGAAAACCGUCACAUUAUUGCGAAGCAUUUGGCGUAGCCAGCAGCAGCGACUACAGCAAAUCGGCAAACAAGCGGUGGUUUUUAGUGGCACAAAAUCAACGCAACCGCAGCCUGUUCUUAGUACCAGCAGUCCCGGCAGCAAUAGCAAUAGAAGCGACCCGGUAAUCACCAGCACCCCAACAGCAGCAGUAGCAGCCGUUUGUAGUCACAUCAUGAGUGGUCGGUAUCGUGGUGGCGGCGGAGGUGGCGGUCGUUACGGUGGCGGAGGAGGAGGUGGAGGCUAUGGCGGCGGCUACAACGAUUUUGAUAACUAUAGGGGUGGCGGCGGUGGUGGAGGUUACAAUGAUAACUUCGGCCCUGGUCCAAAUCCUUUCAACAUGGGUCCCAACAUCUCUGGCAACGAUCUAAUGCAUCUGAUGAACGCCAUGGCCAGUAAUUUCAGCAUGAACUCGCAGCCGCCACAGCCGAUGCGUCGCAGUUGCGGCGAACUGCGGAAUCAUCACUGUGGUAUGUUUGUUGAGCUGUCGGGACGUUUGAUUAAGAAGCGAGUCAAUCGUUUUGCCGAGCUGCGCGAUCGCAAUGGGGGCGCUUGUCAACUGGUAGUGCUGGAGGACAAGCAUCCAAGAGUGGCGCGGCGCAUGAACAAUAUGCCAGAAAACACAACAUUGACCAUAGUGGGUCAGGUGAUGCAACGGCCACAGAAUUCUUGCAAUCAAACCAUGCCCACUGGUGAAAUUGAAGUGGAAGUCCAGGACAUACUCAGCAUACAUUUCCCGGCAAGUGGUACAAAGCGAGCCGGCGAUAAGCGCACCUACAGCACCAUGGUGCAGCAACAGAGCAGCCUCGGUAUCACCAGCACCGAAUACAAGAUUGCCAAGAACGAGAACAUCUUGAAGUACUUUGAGAAUCGCGACAUUACAUGCAACGAUCUGCGGCGUGAGGAUGUAGGCAAAACAGUCACCUUGGUGGGUUGGAUACCCACCACCAAGAAUAACAAGUUCUUGCAGCUAAAGGAUGGCUAUGGUCAGACACAGCUCAUGAUCGAGGAUCAAUCCCUAACGGACACAUUCCUCUCCACGCCAGAACAAACUGUGCUACAAAUUGUAGGCAAAGUGCUGGGCAGGCCCAAGGCAAACAUUAAUUUAAAAUACGAUACCGGCGAGGUGGAAGUGAGCGUAACAAGUGUCAAGAUCUUGAAUCCAGAUGACGCUUAUGAAGGACCCAUCAAAGCCAAGGCGAAACUGCAAAAGAUGUCGAUCGAUGAUCUCGAGAGUGAGGAGGCAGCUGAGGCCGCAGCAGCUGUUGCUUCCGCUUCAACCAGUAGUAAUAAUGGCGACGGCAGCGCCAUGGAAACCAGUGAAGUGGCCAGCACAAGUGCUGUGCCGUUAACGUCAGAGCAACGUGUCAAAAUCGCAGAUACCAAUAAGUUUGCAGAUCGCACACACAACUGCGGUGAACUGACGUCCAAUGAGAUUAAUGAGAAGGUUGUCAUCUGCGGCUGGCUGGAAUUUCAGCGCAUGAACAAGUUCUUCAUAUUGCGUGAUGCUUACGGCCAGACACAAGUACUAAUAAUGCCCAAGACAAAGGGUCUAGAGGAAUAUGCUGAGACAGCGGUACCCAUUGAGUCGAUUGUGCGUGUGGAGGGCACAGUAAUACCGCGUCCAGCGGCCACAAUUAAUCCAAAGAUGACCACGGGACAUGUGGAAAUUGAAGCCGACAAAGUGGACAUACUGAAUGCAGCCAAAAAGAAUCUGCCAUUUGAGAUACGUAAAUUCAAUAAGGCUGGGGAACGCUUGCGUUUGACACAUCGUUAUUUGGACUUGCGUUUCAAUGAUAUGCAGCACAAUUUGCGUUUGCGUUCCAGUGUCAUAAUGCGCAUGCGCGAAUAUUUGAUUAACUAUUUGGGUUUCGUGGAGGUCGAGACGCCUACGCUGUUUCGUCGUACACCUGGCGGCGCACAGGAGUUUGUUGUGCCCACACGUAAGGCGGGACACUUUUAUUCGCUGGUUCAGAGUCCGCAGCAAUUCAAACAGAUGCUGAUGGCGGGUAGCAUUGAUCGUUACUUUCAGGUGGCGCGUUGCUAUCGCGACGAGGCCACGCGACCGGAUCGCCAGCCCGAGUUUACCCAGUUGGAUGUGGAGUUGUCGUUUACCAGUCGCGAUGAUAUUAUGCAAUUGAUUGAAGAAACGUUGCGCUACUCGUGGCCAAAGCAUUUGCCCAAGCUGCAAACGCCAUUCCGUCGCAUCACAUACGAGGAAGCUAUGGAAAAAUAUGGUUGCGAUAAGCCCGAUACGCGUUUUGGUUUUCUGCUGAACAACGUCUCGGACAUCAUUGAGAAGAGCGAGAAUUUCAAGGGCAAAUACGAGGAUUUUGGUGCCUAUGCCAUUGUGGUGCGUGCCAGCGAGGCUUUCUGGAAUGGCGCCGCUCGCAAGCACUACGAGAGUCUGAGCAAGGUGUUCUCGGGCACGUUGUUUGUGCGUAAGUUCAACUUCGCCAAGGAUGUGCAGGAGCGACUCACCAAGCUGCUGGGCAACGACGUGGCCACUGAAGUUAUUGAAAAAUUCGAUCUAGAAGAGAACGAUUUACUUUUCCUCUGCAUUGGACCCAAAGUCGAGACGCGCAAUCUGUUGGGUCGUAUACGCUUGGACUAUCAAGAGUUUCUGGUGGAGAAUGCAAAGGCCAAAAAGUCAUAUGAUUUCCGCUUUUUGUGGGUCAUUGAUUUCCCGCUGUUUGAGCGCAACAAUGUUACCAAGCAGCUGGAGAGCGUGCAUCAUCCAUUUACGGCGCCGCUGGUCGAUGACUUGGACAAAUUUGCCACCAGUUGCGAUAAUCUCGAGACAAUACGUUCGGAGGCCUACGAUUUGGUACUCAAUGGCCAGGAAGUGGGAGGCGGUUCGAUGCGUAUACACGAUCGCGACAUGCAACAGUUUAUAUUAGAGCAAGUGCUCAAGAUACCGCAUGAUCAUCUGUCGCACUUGCUGAGCGCUCUGGAGUCCGGUUGUCCGCCCCAUGGCGGCAUCGCAUUGGGUUUGGAUCGCCUAAUUGCCAUCUUGUGCCGUGCACGCUCCAUACGCGAUGUGAUUGCAUUCCCCAAGUCGUUGAAUGGUCGCGAUCCGCUCUCAAAUGCCCCUGUGCCCAUUUCAGACGAGGAAAUGAAGCUUUAUCAUCUUGCCAUACAGGAUACGGAGGAGAAUGAGGAUAGCAGAAGCACAAAUAACACAGCCGACGAGCAGGAGGACGAUGAUCCGGACGCAGUGCGUGCGCCACCAUCGCCCAUGUCGGCUACCAGUGAGACAGAGAACCGCGAAAUGGAUGUGGAAGUCAAAGCGGAGACUGAGCCAGUGUCAACUGUGGUUUUGGACGUAGCGCCGACCAUUAAGGAGGAACAAAAGGAGGAGGACGCCACAAUGACGGCGGUAGAGGCCACAGAAACAGAAGUUGUCGUUAAGGAAGCAACACCACCGCCUGCAACAGAAGCAGCACCUGAUGCAGCGCCCGCUGCACCAGCGACACGAGCCAAACGUGUCAUCAAAAAGAAGGUGUAGAGCGGUCCAGUCUGAAGCGUUGCAGCAAAUGAGUUUAAAACCCCAUCGUCAGCGGCAAAUAAUAGAUACGACUUAGCAUUUUAAACAUAAGUGAAGCUCAAACCCAAGCAAUGCAAUCAGAUCACGUAGCGAAGUCUCCAGCAAAUGGAGAAUUUCGGUUUCCCAUCGAAUUGUAUUUGCGAAUAUUGUGUCGUGUUUUGUGCACUCCAAAUUAGUUAUUUUCCCAAUACCCAUUUUUGUCACACGUCCCUCACAUGCAACAGAGACGCACUUCUCCGAUAAGAAGAAGAUGCGUUCUCGAAAACUUUCAUAAGUCCACUUUUAAUCAUAUGGCAAUUUAUUACAAUUUACAAUUAAACAUAAUACAAAAUAUAAGUAUACAAGCAUAUGUAUUUAUCU
Messenger RNA from Drosophila sulfurigaster albostrigata, 4082 nucleotides. RefSeq names its product aspartate--tRNA ligase, mitochondrial (gene AspRS-m). NCBI's taxonomy places the organism in Eukaryota, Metazoa, Arthropoda, Insecta, Diptera, Drosophilidae. The transcript is spliced from 8 exons. Gene Ontology annotation, cellular component: mitochondrion; cytoplasm. Gene Ontology annotation, molecular function: ATP binding; aspartate-tRNA ligase activity; nucleic acid binding. Gene Ontology annotation, biological process: aspartyl-tRNA aminoacylation. Bases 351 to 3683 code for a protein of 1110 amino acids. The record is from RefSeq and is a predicted model, not a curated record.